Fusarium odoratissimum NRRL 54006 is the source of this 3659-nucleotide messenger RNA. RefSeq names its product exosome complex component RRP40. The record is from RefSeq and is a predicted model, not a curated record. Bases 135 to 872 code for a protein of 245 amino acids. Gene Ontology annotation, biological process: TRAMP-dependent tRNA surveillance pathway; CUT catabolic process; exonucleolytic trimming to generate mature 3'-end of 5.8S rRNA from tricistronic rRNA transcript (SSU-rRNA, 5.8S rRNA, LSU-rRNA). Lineage: Eukaryota; Fungi; Ascomycota; Sordariomycetes; Hypocreales; Nectriaceae. Gene Ontology annotation, cellular component: cytoplasmic exosome (RNase complex); nuclear exosome (RNase complex). Gene Ontology annotation, molecular function: RNA binding. The transcript has 2 exons.
CACUGGUACGUACUCGCGUUAUCGUUAUCAGUUCCCCACAUGCCGCCUUUGCUCAUGGUUUUGAAGUUGUCGCAUCGGGAUUGCAGCUUUUAACUGUUACAUUUCGAAGCAUUAAGGUCCUCAAGUUUCCCAUCAUGGCAUCUGAUGCGGUGUUUGUACUGCCAGGCGAUAUCAUUGAUCCGUCUCUUAUUCCUUCACAUCCUAAGAAGCCUCUGCGGCUCGGUCCUGGCCUACGACAUGUGCCUCCCAACGACAUCGUUCCCACACUCGCUGGCCAACUUGUGACUGAUCGACAAAAGAAUGCAAUUCGUGUAGAGAAUGCUCGAGGAAAGUAUACCCCUCGCGUCGGUGAGCUCGUCAUCGGGACCGUCCAGCGCAGCGCCGCCGACUUAUUCUAUGUUACUCUCUCCGAUUAUACCGCGCCUGCUCUUCUACCACAACUUUCUUUCGAAGGCGCCACAAAGAAGACCCGUCCUCAACUUACCGCGGGUGCACUUGUGUACGCACGGAUUGCUCUCGCCAACCGCCACAUGGACCCAGAGAUUGAAUGCGUAUCUUCUUCAACAGGAAAAUCUGAGGGUCUAGGCCCUUUAACAGGCGGAAUGCUCUACACCGUGUCACUUGGAAUGGCUCGACGUCUGAUGAUGCCCAAGAGUGUGCAAGAAGGCCGGGUUGUGGUGCUGGAAGAGCUCGGUAACGCGGGUCUUCAAUUUGAGACAGCCACAGGACGCAAUGGCAAGUUCUGGGUUGAUAGUGAGAAUGUGAAAACGGUCAUUGCUGUUGGGAGGGCAGUACUAGAGACUGAUGAGAAGAGAUUGGAUGUGGAAGAACAGAAGAAACUUGUCAGGAAAAUCAUCAAAGACCUAAGCUAAAGGGGGCGAGCAUGUGGCAGAAACCAUGAUGCUCAAUAGCACUCUUUGUAUUGGAAUAGUUCGGUUGUACACUGUCGAAUUAAUAGAUACCCAAGAACGAACACGCCUGGCUCGUCCGUUGUCAGACGAAUGUGUCUUUUCCCAUGACCUAACGCCCAAAUAGUCCUAUAUGUCCUAACGUUGAUUUUUGUGCUGAAUCCUUGUCUUCUAAUACCCAAAUAUGCCAACUUUGAACGAGUGUAAGAAUCAAAUCGCUGUAAAUGAAAAAGGAAAGUAAACAGAGAGCCUAGCAAAGCGCUAAGGCUUGUCAGUCAGUGGCCGAUUCAGGUGGUACAUAGUACAGUGCAAGAUGCAGCGGGAGUAUCCCUAUCUACAGCAGCAAAUAAGAUGAUGUCGCAGGCAGAUGCCCUUAUGUGCCGCCCAUCUCCUGGUCGACUUCCACAGGUUCUGGGAGGUGUCUCUGAUCCAUGUUGUGAAUCUUUGUCAUAUGUCGUUUCCAGUUAUCCUUGCGAGGGAAUCCCUUUCCCCCUUGCCUUGAGUAGUCACAGCCUUGCACGGCGCAAUGAAACUUCUUCUUUCUCUCAUGUCGAUCAUUGACAUGCCGCUGCAGAUGGGUCUUGGUCCCGAAUCCCUUGCCACAGUUCGGGUAAGGGCAUUUGUGAUCUUUCGUAUGAUAUCGUUGAUGAUGCCUGUUGGGUUAAUGAGCGACUUCGAUCAGCCAGCGACGAUAAACUUACUUGAGCUUGUGUGGCUGGUCGAACACCUGGUUACAGCCAGGCUCAUCACAUGCGUGUGAACCAUUGCUCGGUGACGGAUUGCUUACAGCGUUUCCUGGUGACACGCUAUGUCGGUAGUCGGAAGAUGUACCAGAGUGAGGUGAAGGGGUAUCAAGCUGUGUCGCAGGUGUACUGAGCGAUGACGGGUUGGUGAAUGCCGGUCCAGGUAGGGGGGUAGACGCAUCGGAGGGAUAGCUUGGGUGUCGAACACUACUGUCAGGGAGAGGACUCAAGUGGUUGGUCGUUGGAAUCUCAGACAUAGAGAUAUCCUGAUGGUCAUCGGUCUCCUCCGUUUUAAACGCUAUUUGACUCUGGGUCGGUGUAGGAGAGUGAACUAUGGGCACAGGCUGAGGAUGAGGAUCACUAGGAGGUAGUGUUAAUGGCGAGGGUGAGUCCACAGGUCCUUCAUGCGUGGCAGGUCCUGCUGAGGGGGGCGGCUGGUUGGGUGAGGAUUGCGAUACAUAUAAUUGGUAGUCGUUCCUGUGCCAUACUUCGGUUUCUGUCGAUGCAGGCAUGAUAUCCAUGGGGUUCACGGUACCAGGAGCUGGAUGGCUAGGAGGGGAUUGGGACGCGUUGAAGUUGAAGGUGGUCGGUGGGGAAUCUGGGGGACUUUGCACAGCCCCCUUUGGCAGGGUAGAUGGCAAAGCAAUCGGGGAGCCCAAGGCUUGGGUAGAUGAAGGUACCGGCAAAGAAUCGGUAGCCGGAGCAGUCAUGUCAGUAGGAGACUCGGUCGGUCUUCCUGCUGUAGUAAUCCGUUGAAGACUUCCAUCCUGUGCUCUUGGCACGCUUUCGAGGUAUUCAGCCAGGGAUUGCGAUGUUGGUGAGUUAAGAGACUGAUCGCGCGUGCUCUUGCGACUAAACAUCUGUUUUAAAUUAUAUCUCAAGGAGCUCCCACGCGACCAUGAGCGUUCAGGUUGAGGUCGAGGUUCCUCAGUCGAAAACAUGCCAAAUGCCUCCGAAGGGACUGAUGGGCUAUAGUAGUCCGCACUGGUCCCAUUAAGAACAGCACGGGGUGCAUCACCAAUAGACUGCGGCAUGUACUCUUCAUGAUGAUUCUCGUCAGAGCCGAACGGCGCUGAGCGCGGUAUUGAGUCGUUGGCAGUUGGCUGAGCAUUUCCAAAGCCGUAAGAAGGUAAAUCAGUGUCGAUUCGGGGAACAUAGUCUGGUUGACCUUGUCCAUUGGUUUGCUGCAAAAAGCCAUCGUGGGCUGUCCAAUCCAAGUCUUUGACAGAUCCAUCAACUCCCCCACGCGUAUUUUCCCCUGAAGGUUUGAAAGAGUCUUGUGAGGACAGGCGGCGUUGAUUAUCGUCUAUCCCCGGGGCUCCAGUUGCUGGAACCUCGCCAGUCUCCGGGUCGUUCGUGUCGGGGGGGCCAUGAAGAGAUGUUUGUUUUCGGCGUCUGAUGCGGCGGAUGAUAAAGGGAUACGAGCAAAGAACAACAAGCGCAAUGCCCACGAUAACACCGACAACAACACCCGCAAUUCCUCCAUCGCUAAGCUGGCGUUUCAACACGACGCCUCUGGUUUCGAGAUUGCCCAUCGCAUGGCUCUUCCUCCCACUUAGACAUCGCAGAGUAUCCAUCGAAUUGGACCACACCGGGUUCGAGGAAUAAGUGGCGAAUGCGGAGGUAGCCAGCAGCAGCCGGCGAGAGCUGAUGGUAGCUGAGAAUUGGGACAGCUAAUCGAGUGGUGAUUCUUCUUGUCGUAUUGCUGGGUUAGGUUACUGGGGCGGGGUGGCCGGUAUAACACUGGAUGCUUGGGUCUUGGGAGGCCGCCGUCGCAGUCGCGCGAGACACAGCGAGCCUCGUGGAAGGCUUGUGCUUUGUUAAAAGGGUCCAGUCGAUGAAUCGGAAGAUAUGGUGGGGAUUAAGGGAUGAUCACUUUAGCUGUUGGAUAGUUAGUGUACUCAUGAUCGAUCGUUGUGAGAGACAGAUUCAUGCAUGAGUGAGAUGCAAUGACAUGACGGGAUUCCGGGGGUGGUCGUCAGCGGGCAAGCGCAAAGCAACGGCCCUC